AUUUUGAGUGGUACUAUCGAACAAACAGUUGAAAUAACGUAAUGAUGUGGUUCUUGUACGUUUUUGGUUUGAUGACAUGUUUUGAUGUUGCAAUUGGAAGUUGUUAUCGACAAAAUGAUUUAACUCAGGGUCUUCUUGAUAUGUUGUCGAAAAUUAAUAAGAACAACAGACAUCCAAACAUAGAUUCUAAGACAAGACCAGUAUUUUUCGCUUCACUUACAAAACGCCCUACAACUGUGCAUGUCAACGAAAUUGUAAAGUUUGAUGACGUCAGAGUGAAUAGAGUAAAAGCGUAUCAACCUUCUACAGGAGUUUUUACAGCACCAAUUGCUGGUAUCUAUGCUUUUAAUUGUGUAAUUUCUGCAGAGUCCGGUCAGAAAUUUGGAUACCAAAUGAAUAAAAAUGAUGCAGUGUAUGUUAAUGGAUAUACAUCUGACGCUAAUUUUGGAUCCCAAACUACAAGCGUGAUCAUCGAACUGAAAAAGGGGGACAUAGUGUAUAUCAAACAUAGACAUCAGAGAACAGAAACCAUUGCCGGUAACAACUAUACUUACUUUUCUGGAUAUUUUUUACAUGAAUAA
Molecule: messenger RNA, 581 nt
Organism: Mytilus trossulus (common blue mussel)
Lineage: Eukaryota; Metazoa; Mollusca; Bivalvia; Mytilida; Mytilidae
Product: complement C1q-like protein 3
Exons: 3
Coding region: 42-581 (179 amino acids)
Molecular function (GO): protein binding
Source: RefSeq, a predicted model, not a curated record